UAGACAAUACAAUACCACAAAGCAAUGGCAGGUUUAGGGACAGCUGUGAAAUUGCUAGAGUCGUACCGUGGCCGAGAUAAAAUUAUGAGAACUACAAGUUUUGCAGCUUUGUUUGCAAGUGGGAUGACAAGUAACCCUGAACUGGCGCAGCGGUUUGCAAAGAUAACCAUGGAAUUAAGUGGUUGUAGAACUAUUCUUCGACUUUUUGACGAUCUUUCAAUGUUAGCUUUAUCAAUGCGAUAUGGCUGGGGAAAGAAUGAAAAAGAUACCGUCCAACGUGUGUUUAAAAUCAUGAGUAAUUUUGUGAACCAAAUGUUCUUCCCUAUUGAGCAUGUGGCGUGGGCUGCAGAGAAAGGUCUCAUUUCCAUCUCAGCUGCUCCGUGGUGGUUAGCUAGUCUGUGUGCCUGGGUUUCAUCUCUGCUUAUUAACCUUGUCAGUAUCAUGUGGAGAGUGUUGAAGUUGAUUAAAGCAAGAUCCCAAGAAGGGUCCAAUAGAAUGGAUCCAAAGUUAUUCAAGACAAAUUUGAAAACUGAGGCGCUCAAUUUUUUUGAGAAUGUUUCUAAUUUGGGAAUGGCAGUGCAUUGGUUGCCAGGGCAACAAUUAUGGUGUGGUAGACUCAAUCCAGCCACUGUUGGUUUGCUGGGCAUGACUUCUUCAUUGAUUGGACUUGCAAAAAUGGCAGUUUAGUGGCUACUAAUAUAUUGUUGUAGGGCAGCCUCACAUGUCAUAAUUUGUAAUUAAUGAACAAAGUUAAUGUAAUUGUUUGUUCAAGGCAUAGAUAUUAUGAUUUCUUGUAUUACUUUUAAGUUUUGUCCAUAUAACUAAUAGUGUAAGUAAAAUAAGAAUCAAGUUGCCUAUCAUGUUACCUUAGUACCUUGCAAUAAUUAAUCUUUGUAAUCUAUGCAGCUGUUUCAAUCUUUUAAUUGUAAUUGUACAUUUUGGCUUUAUAAUAAACACUUUAAAUCAA
Ciona intestinalis (vase tunicate) is the source of this 967-nucleotide messenger RNA. Its product is annotated as peroxisomal membrane protein 11C. Gene Ontology annotation, cellular component: peroxisomal membrane. Gene Ontology annotation, biological process: peroxisome fission. The record is from RefSeq and is a predicted model, not a curated record. Lineage: Eukaryota; Metazoa; Chordata; Ascidiacea; Phlebobranchia; Cionidae.